Messenger RNA from Cuscuta europaea, 1726 nucleotides. NCBI's taxonomy places the organism in Eukaryota, Viridiplantae, Streptophyta, Magnoliopsida, Solanales, Convolvulaceae. The record is from the annotation of a GenBank genome assembly.
AGCAAACACAUACAAGAUAUAGAAGGGGAAAGGAUGGCGGCGCAGGGAUUUAGGGUUAGGGAGUCGUCGAUCGAUUUCCUGGGAUUUAGGGAUGGGAGACCUCGACGUAAUUCACGAUUCCAGGGAGAUUUUGGACUACACUACAGGCGGCGUUACUCUGGCUUCAACACAUUUCGGAAGGAGACAACCGGAAGCGAAGGGAUGCACACCCUUCGACAAUCGGCGAUGGGACUAUCGACAUAAUUUCAGUUGGCAAGGAGAGCACACUCCCUGGCGACGGGAAGGAUGCAAAGCUAUGCUCGGAUCAGGCGAACAGAGGCAGAGCACACGGAUCUUCAGGGGCGCUGACAUUGAACGGAGACAUUGGCCAACUCGCAAAUCGACGUUUAGAGCUCGCCAGACAGAUUGGAGUUUUCGACCAAAAGCAGAUUGGAACAUAAGAACGGAUGUCCGACCUCGGCGAACAGAUCAACACUAUUGCAGGUCAUACCUGAGACCGGGGGAAUCAACUGACAGGAGGCAAACUGAUAUCAAGCAUCCGACAGAAGAUGAAUUUGAUAUUGACAUUGAAAGUAAAUGUUUUAAUUUUAAAGUUAUGGAUUGCACUACUGUUCGUAUUUCUGAAAUGAAGAAUGGAUUAUCUUCGGUUGUCACUCUCGACAUUGCUGGGGUUAAUUGGUUGAAGGAUUCCAUACUCGAGGUCUUUUCGGGUAACAGCUUAGGUACUAAGUUGGAGUUGAAUAAAUCCCUCAUUGUUUUGUAUGAUGCUAAUCUCUUUGGAGGAUUUAUACGAAUAAUUGAAAAGGGUUGUGAUUCUCUAUUUAUUCCCGAGGGAAGAAAUGGACAAGGGAUAAACCUAUUUCUUAUGGAGAUUACAAAGGCAAGAGCUCUAAUGAAACAACGUGACAUAUUAAAAGAUUUUGAGCAGGAACAACUCAAGAAGCCUACUGAGGAUCUUGGGGCUAUUUGUAAGGAUUCGAUGGAAUCCUUAGUAGGAGACAAUGUGUCUAUCUCCUCAUUAUUAUUUAAUGAGGACUUAUUAAAUUUUGGGGUUAAUUCUGCAUCAAAGGAUGUUGUCUUGCUGCAAGAAAAUGCACAAGGGAUAACUACUGCUAACAAGGAGAUUGCUACCCAAGGUGAGAGUAUUAUAGAGAUAUCUCCUCUUCAAGUUUCUUUUCCAUCUAAGCAUAUUAUCAAGGGUGGACUUGAUUAUCCUCGGUCUGUAUCUUCAGGCUUAGAAUUGCCGGGUGAUGAAUUUGUAGCAACAUCGGCUCAAAGAUCACUUUCUGAUCAGGAUUUACUAGACCACUUAGUUGAUACUGAAUGGUGUGCAACCAGCUCACGGUUCCUUCCUAGAAGGAGUGCUCGAAUUAAGGCAAAAAGUUGGCUAAACAAUAGAGCUGUUUUUUUAGGGCUAUUUAUUAUGGCUGAUGAGGGAUAUUAGAUCUUGUUCUGGGUUUCCUGAAAGAAGCUUUACGGGUUGUUUGAUGGCUUUCGUGGUGUGUUAGGGAUGAUCAUCGCUCUGGAAUUUUUUUGAUUGCGUAGGGGUAUUCAAUUGUGGGCGCUUGAGGCUUUGGUGGAUUUGUUGGAGGAGGAGUUUCUUUUUUUCUUUUUUGUCUUUCCUUUUCUGUUUCAUUAGCUUUUUUAUUCUUUUGCUUUCUAUCUUUUGUAAUUUGCUCUCAAUUUUUCUAAUAAAAAUUUAUUUUCUUGCCAAAAAAAUAUAUCA